GGUAUAUAGAGCUGCCAAGUACUUCGUAAACUUAAGAGAGAGCGAGCCGCUUCGGAGUUAGGGAGCAGCAGCAGAAGGAGUUUCGGCCGCCGGCGGGAGAUCAAGCUCACAAAAUGGCGCGAGGACUGAAGAAGCAUUUGAAGAGGCUCAAUGCCCCCAAGCAUUGGAUGCUUGACAAAUUGGGUGGUGCAUUUGCCCCCAAGCCCUCAUCUGGACCUCACAAAUCCAGGGAAUGUCUUCCGUUGAUCAUUAUCUUGCGAAACCGGUUGAAGUAUGCUUUGACAUACCGUGAGGUCAUUGCCAUCUUGAUGCAACGUCAUGUUAUGGUCGAUGGGAAAGUUAGGACUGAUAAGACUUAUCCUUCUGGUUUCAUGGAUGUUGUCUCAAUCCCCAAGACAAAUGAGAAUUUCCGUCUCCUUUAUGACACCAAAGGACGGUUCCGUCUGCAUUCAAUCAGGGAUGAAGAGGCAAAGUUCAAACUCUGCAAGGUCCGUUCUGUGCAGUUCGGCCAAAAGAACAUCCCUUACAUUAAUACCUAUGAUGGAAGAACAAUUCGUUACCCUGACCCUCUCAUCAAGGCAAAUGACACCAUCAAGCUGGAUUUGGAGACCAACAAGAUCGUCGACUUUAUCAAGUUUGAUGUUGGUAAUGUUGUCAUGGUGACAGGUGGUAGGAACAGAGGGCGAGUUGGAGUAAUCAAGAACAGGGAGAAGCAUAAGGGAAGCUUUGAGACUAUCCAUGUCCAGGACGCCACUGGACAUGAAUUUGCAACCCGUUUGGCGAAUGUGUUCACGAUUGGUAAGGGGACCAAGCCAUGGGUAAGCCUUCCCAAGGGUAAGGGUAUUAAGCUUACCAUCAUUGAGGAGGCCAAGAAGAGGCAAGCAGCCCAAGCCACAGCUGCUGCUUAGAAGAUUUUGGUCAAAACAAUUUAAGCUUAUUUGAAGAAUUUCACUAGUACUUUUGUAAUUUUUACUAAAUUAGCGUUGGAGUUUCUGCUGCAAAUUUUGUCUUUUUAAUUUUUCUGUCUUUUGCUUUGAUACAGAUAAGACUUUAAUUUUUAUGUUAUUUCGAAGUAAAUUUUCGCUUUGA
Rosa rugosa (rugosa rose) is the source of this 1089-nucleotide messenger RNA. RefSeq names its product small ribosomal subunit protein eS4x-like. Gene Ontology annotation, biological process: translation. The transcript has 5 exons. The record is from RefSeq and is a predicted model, not a curated record. NCBI's taxonomy places the organism in Eukaryota, Viridiplantae, Streptophyta, Magnoliopsida, Rosales, Rosaceae. Gene Ontology annotation, cellular component: cytosolic small ribosomal subunit; ribosome. Gene Ontology annotation, molecular function: structural constituent of ribosome; RNA binding. The coding region runs from base 114 to 908 and encodes 264 amino acids.